Acanthoscelides obtectus is the source of this 2145-nucleotide messenger RNA. The record is from the annotation of a GenBank genome assembly. Lineage: Eukaryota; Metazoa; Arthropoda; Insecta; Coleoptera; Chrysomelidae.
UCUAGUCUCAAGAGGGCACGUCAAAUUAAACUAUAAAUGCAAGAAUAUCACCAUCCCUCUAUCCACUUGAUCAUAGUAAGAGUUUCACUAAGUUCCGGUUAUUAAGUAAUUAUAAGUGAAAAUGGGUAUGGUUUACAUGGAUAUGCCUGGAGGCAAGAAGAUGCCUGGAAUCGGACUGGGGACAUGGAAUGCUAUCGAUGAAACAGAGUUAGAGACAGCCCUUGACGCAGCUCUAGAAUGUGGUUACCGCCACAUUGACACCGCAUUCUUCUACGAAAACGAAAAGAUCAUCGGGAGGGUGCUCCACCAGUGGAUCUCGGCUGGGAAGGUCAAAAGGGAUGACCUAUAUAUCGUUACUAAGCUAGCGGUGAGCGGGAUUCACCCAGACAGGGUUGAAAUGAUGUUGAAGAAAUCCUUGGAAGACUUGCGCUUGAAGUAUCUUGAUUUGUAUUUGGUUCACUUCCCAGUGGGCGUCAACUACGUGGAGGGGCAUGUGGUACCUCCAGCAUCCCAAAUGAGGCUGGAGCAUACUGAUCAUGUGGAGUUGUGGAAGAAAAUGGAAGAGCAGGUGGAUGCAGGAAGAACAAAAGCGAUUGGACUAUCAAACUUUAACAUAAGACAAAUAGAGAGAAUACUCAAAUGCUGCAGAAUAAAGCCAGCUUGCUUGCAGAUAGAAAUACAUGCUGCCAUGCAGCAGAAAGAAUUGGUGGACUUUUGCCACAAAAACGGGAUUGUUGUUGUCGCAUAUUGUCCAUUGGGCGCUCCUGGAUACAACGAUUUCCUGAAAUCUGUUGGACAGAAGCCAAAGGAACUCCCGAACAUGCUUCAGAACCCAGUCGUGAAACAAGUAGCACAAAAACACAGAAAAUCUCCUGGUCAAGUCAUGUUGAGGUUCCUGAUUCAAAGAAACAUUGUCCCGAUACCCAAAAGUGUGAAUCCCUCGAGGAUCAAGGAAAACAUCGAGGUGUUUGACUUCAAUCUUGAUGCUGGAGACAUGAAGAAACUAUCAGAACUGGAUAUUGGUGAAUCGGCCAGAAUCUGUGACUGGAAGUUCUUCCCCGCGUAAGUGAAAAUGGUUUUUCUGCAAAUAUUGUUUUACUCUAACAGGUUGCAAGCACAUGCUGUGCAACAUGUAUAGUUGCAAACUUAUAAUGGGAACGUACCUUUAUUAUAAUGUAAGGAAAAUAUAUUUCUUACUAUUUGCAGUCUAAUGUAUUACUCGCACGAAUUUAUUACAACACUUGCAACUCAUUUAUUACAAAUUUAUGACUGGACCAUUGAUUCCGCGUUGUUGACUCAUCAUCUGCUGUCGGUCGCCUCUGCCCGUUUCAGCACUUUGUGUGUGUAUCUGUUUUUUGAUCGACGAGUCCAGAAACGUUCCCGCAUCUUCCAGAGACAACUCGAGUCUUCAUCGAUGCCUCGUAGAUGGCGAACGUUUGCGUUGUGCGUGAUUCUGGUGACCGAUAUAUCAGGGUAGUCAAAGUUCUAGUUACGAAUGCAUUACAAUAAGCUCCCAUAAAAAAACUAAAAACAGCUGUCCAACAUGUCGUGCGUGUAUUGACCUCUAAGCUGCAGUUUUUCCAUCGCAUGCUAAUUUUCAAGUUGGGUAACUAUAACUAGGAAGUUAAAUUUGCUUGUAAUGGAUUGAAAAUUUACUUUUUAAGUCUUGAAACAUAUUGUCCAUGUGGCAACGUUGCUUUAUGACAAAACUAUCAAGUUGUGCAAGUUUCGUGAUUAAUGCUAUUUGUAUCUCGUAUAAUCUGUGAUGUCUGACUGACAAAAAAAAUUAGACAUUGCGUCAUAACUACAACUUUCUAGUUAGCCAGUGGAUAACCAUCUGGUUUAAAUUAACCACCAUUUUAGGACAAACCUCACAUUGCUUAACCCUUUUUGAGAGUUGCCGUUCGGUUCGCAGUGAAGUUACAGUUUAACUGCGAUUGAAAAACCGACCCUCAGAGCUUGAGGUCAUGAAAUAAUGUUGGCAAAUGGCGUCCCAUGGUCGGGGUUUGUCGUAAUACUACUUUGGUCCCAAGAACUUUGGUUCUCUCAAUAAAAUUCUGGGGUCGAUUGAGCUUCAUCUUACUCCUUUGUAACCUUCAGAAAAAUCAAGUAAAAAUUAUUCAUACAGUGCUUUUCAAGAAGGCG